AAGCCUGUAAAUCCGCUCCGAGAAAUGGCAGAAACCGCUCCAGCUGCUGCCGCUCCGCCGGCCAAAGCGCCCAAGAAGAAGGCCGCCGCCAAAGCCAAGAAAGCAGGUCCAGGUGUCGGUGAGCUGAUCGUCAAAGCCGUGUCCGCGUCCAAGGAGAGGAGCGGCGUGUCCCUCGCCGCGCUGAAGAAAGCUCUCGCCGCCGGCGGCUACGACGUGGAGAAGAACAACUCCCGCGUCAAGCUCGCCAUCAAGAGCCUGGUGACUAAAGGCACCCUGCUGCAGGUCAAAGGGACCGGCGCCUCCGGCUCCUUCAAGAUCAGCAAGAAGCAAGCCGAGACCAAGAAGAAAGCGGCUCCUAAAGCCAAGAAGCCCGCGGCCAAGAAACCCGCUGCUGCCAAGAAGCCCAAGAGCGCAGCGGCGAAGAAGCCCGCCGCGAAGAAAUCGCCCAAGAAACCCGCCGCAGCCGCCGCUAAGAAGCCGACGAAGAGCCCCAAGAAGGCGAAGAAGCCAGCGGCGCCCAAGAAAGCAGCCAAGAGCCCCAAAAAGGCCAAGACUGCCAAACCCAAGACGGCGAAGCCUAAAGCUGCAAAGCCUAAAGCUGCUAAACCUAAAGCUGCAAAGCCUAAAGCCGCUAAACCUAAAAAGGCAGCUCCAAAGAAGAAAUAAACAUCUUCUGUUUUAUUCCCCAACGGCUCUUUUCAGAGCCACACACUUCAUCUGAUAGAGAGCGCUUUUCUAUUAAUUUAUUUAAUUUGCCACAACACAACACACUUUUAAAGAUUAAAGUGUUAGCAAUCAUAAAUACACAACUGA
Molecule: messenger RNA, 813 nt
Organism: Onychostoma macrolepis
Lineage: Eukaryota; Metazoa; Chordata; Actinopteri; Cypriniformes; Cyprinidae
Product: histone H1-like
Exons: 1
Coding region: 25-666 (213 amino acids)
Biological process (GO): nucleosome assembly
Cellular component (GO): nucleosome
Molecular function (GO): structural constituent of chromatin; DNA binding
Source: RefSeq, a predicted model, not a curated record